AAUUCUUUGCGCAUCAUUUUGUGUUCUCAACCGUACCGGAUUCACCACCUGUUUUUCUUUUUAAUUAUUAUUAUUAUUUUGUUUGAAAUACCCGCGUGCAUGUUCUUCAGUAUUGUUCUGAUCUGGAUUGGAUCGCAAGGUAGCAGUUAGAGAGAAAGAGAAAUGGAGGUGUCUUUGAUGGGGUUAAGUGCUUGAAAUUAUUUUUCUUUCUUUUUCUGGGAGCAUUUUUUGAUUGCCUAGAAAAAAAAGGAAGACAAAAGAACCAGGUGAGAAUUUUUUGGAUCUCUAUCUCGUGUCCCCCAAAGAUUCUUUUUAUGGCAGUUAUAAUAACUGUCUAUUACUGCAAAUUGGGUGUGAAUUGUUCUUUAAGCUGUUUGAUUUUUAUUUUCUAGGGAGGAAUAGUUUACUAAUGUGCUUGCAUUGUUGGGGAAUUUUUAGUUGAAAUCGAAGCGUUCUUAUGUUGAAUGAAUGAAAUCGUGUUUUCAAUUUGAAAGCUAAUCUUAGGGUUUGAAUAGCGUAUUUGACUCCUGAGUGGCAUGGCGGGUGUUGAUGUUUCCAAGUAUGCACAUAGUCCGGUGCACAAAGCUGUUGCCAUGAAGGAUUAUGCGGGUCUCAAGAGAAUACUUGCCUCUCUCCCACGUCUUGGGAACUUGACUGAGAUUCGGACUGAGGCAGCCUCGUUGGCCGAGGAAGAGAAGGCCGAUGGGAUCUCUGCCGUGAUUGAUCGGCGUGAUGUUCCUAACAGGGAUACUCCUCUUCACUUGGCUGUUAAACUUGGUGAUGUAACUGCAACCGAAAUGCUUAUGGUUGCCGGUGCUGAUUGGAGCUUGCAGAAUGAACAAGGAUGGAGUGCACUCCAAGAAGCGAUUUGUAAUAGGGAAGAAGCUAUUGCUAUGACUAUUGUUCGGCAUUACCCGUCAUUAGCGUGGGCAAAAUGGUGUAGAAGGUUGCCUCGCUUGGUGGGAACUAUGCAAAGGAUGAGAGACUUUUACAUGGAGAUCACAUUCCAUUUUGAGAGUUCCGUUAUACCCUUCAUUUCCAGAAUUGCUCCUUCAGAUACGUAUAAAAUUUGGAAGAGGGGUGCCAAUUUGCGAGCUGAUAUGACUUUGGCUGGAUUUGAUGGAUUCAGAAUUCAGCGUUCAGAUCAGAGUAUUCUUUUCCUUGGUGAUGGCUCUGAGGAUGGCAAGGUUCCUCCUGGAUCACUUUGUAUGAUCUCACAUAAGGAUAAAGAGGUCAUAAAUGCUUUCGAUGGUGCUGGUUCUCAAGCAACUGACGAAGAGGUUCGACAAGAAGUGGUUGCAAUGUCUCAAACUAAUAUAUUCCGGCCAGGGAUAGAUGUGACACAUGCAGUUCUUUUGCCACAAGUGACAUGGAGGCGACAAGAGAAAACUGAAAUGGUGGGUGCCUGGAAGGCUAAGGUGUAUGAUAUGCACAAUGUCGUCGUUAGCAUCAAAUCUAGGAGGGUGCCUGGGGCCAUGACAGAUGAUGAGUUCUUCGCAGCUACCAAUGAGAAUGAAACGGAGAGUGAAGAGCUCAAUGAGAUAUUGACAGAAGAUGAAAGGAGACAACUUGAAGUUGCUCUUAAGUUGGAUUCUUCAGAAAUAUCCAAUGAGAAUGGUGAUGCCAUUAUUGGGCAUCGUCAUAGCUGUUAUGAGUCUAGGGAAAUCCCUCACGAGGAGACCAAUGGCUAUAAAAAUGUAGAGACUAAGCAGGAAAAGAAAGGAUGGUUUGGUGGAUGGAGGAAACGGGAGUCAAAGAAUGAAACACCAAGAAAGAUUGUGCCACCUAGAAAUUCUCUUUCUGUAGAUGAAAAAGUGAGUGACUUACUUGGAGACUCUCCUUCCAAGAGUCAGAUAAAACCUGGUAGACAUUCCGUGGAACUUGUGGCAAGAGAUGAUCAUAGGAGGAUAAAAAAUUUGAGAACAACUUCUAUGAGCUCAGAGAGUGGUAAUCGGCGUAAGGACAGUGGCAAGGAGAACGAGUAUAAGAAAGGGUUGAGGCCUGUUCUUUGGCUUUCACCAAGCUUCCCACUGCAAACUGAAGAACUCCUGCCAUUGCUAGACAUUCUUGCGAACAAAGUCAAGGCAAUUCGUCGGUUAAGGGAACUGCUCACUACAAAGCUUCCUGCUGGAACCUUCCCUGUCAAGGUUGCUAUCCCAGUGGUUCCAACAAUCAGAGUAUUGGUUUCUUUCACCAAGUUUGAAGAACUACAACAGGUGGAUGAGUUCGCCACGCCCCCUUCAAGCCCCUGUGUCGGGCGAGAAAGCCCUGCAGUGACACAUCCGACUGGUUCAUCUUGGUUUCAGUGGAUAAAGGCGCCGUACCAACGCUCGGGCUCAUCCAAUCACUGCAACAACAAGAUCGAAAACCUUCAAGAUCCAUUUGCGAUACCCCAAGAUUAUGCUUGGAUCACAGCUGAAGCAAAGAAGAAGAUGCAAGAGAAGAGCAGAGCAAAGAACGCUAAGAGUCAGAACCAGUCGAAGUGAUGCUUAAACGAUCCCUGGAUGUAAAACGAAGGCAGCUCCUGCAGAUGAUGACUACUUAGAAAAUGGUACUCCAUUAAUCCAUGAAAGUUGUGUUUCUAUUAAUGAAUCAAAAAGAAACAAAAAAGGGCUGGAAAGAAAAUUGAUAUGUGAUUCUUACAUUUACAUACAACAUUUGGUUGGCAUUUUUGCUGGUUUUUGGAUUACAAAUUUACGUACGGUUUCUCA
Messenger RNA from Hibiscus syriacus, 2711 nucleotides. RefSeq names its product ankyrin repeat domain-containing protein 13C-like. The transcript is spliced from 2 exons. NCBI's taxonomy places the organism in Eukaryota, Viridiplantae, Streptophyta, Magnoliopsida, Malvales, Malvaceae. The record is from RefSeq and is a predicted model, not a curated record. Bases 537 to 2486 code for a protein of 649 amino acids. Gene Ontology annotation, cellular component: cytoplasm. Gene Ontology annotation, molecular function: protein binding.